GGGACUGAUGGCUGGCGCGUUACCUGAGUCAGACACAGCGGCUUUUCUCUUUUCUGUCCCUCCAGCUGACUACUGAAACAAACCGGGGAAUUAUUUGGUGAAGACAAUAUAGCAGCCGACGCAUCCAUGUGUGAGCGGUAUGAAUGGUUUAAAAUGGAUUAACCUCGAUCAGACAAUUUGUCAAUGCGUAACAGCUGUCGCGAUGUUUGGAUAAGCGCGAAGAAGUCUCGAAGUUGGGAGUUAUUGGAAUAAAACGUCCGCGGUUAUGUAAGGUUUCUGGGUUUGCUCGUCCAGGUCUCAUUAUUUCACUGAAACGCCUUCUUUUUUUCCAGCGAGCCACUUCCCUCCAUCGAGGGUAUGAGCGCAGAGGAGCAGGACCGGCUGCGCACCCUCUUCAAUGCCUACGACGCGGACAACUCGGGGCGGAUCGAGAGAAACGAGUUUCUCACCAUCUGUGCGGAGCUGCAGGUGUCCGCGGCCGAGGCGGACCGGAUAUUUGACCGACUAGACGUCGACAACGACGGGACCGUCACCCUGCUAGAGUUCAUCAGCGGCUUCCACGAACGCUACGGACAGGACAUGGAGUCGGACGGAGGAGAGGUGUCCGCCGCCUGGGAGAACUUCGAGAUGAGACUGGGAGAGCAGGCCAAGUUCAUCCCGCGGAAUGAACAAGCAGCUAUGUUGUACCAGAACAUCAGUCUGACUGAGCCCAGACUGAUAAAUCAGUUUGAGAAGGUCAUCAUAAACUUCACUAAAGAGAUCAAACAGCAGAACUCAGAGAUGGAGAGCCUGGCCCUCGCCAUCAAACGAGCGCAGGACCAGGCAUCUAUGCAGCUCAGUGAAAUGGAAGAUGAUAUGGACCAGCGCAUUCAUGUUGCUGAGAAAAAAACACGAGAGCAGGAGAAAAGGAAAACAGAGGCCGCAUUGAGUGAGUUACGGAGAAGUUAUGAAACUGAAGUGUGUGAGCUGCAGUGUAAGAUCCAGACCAUGCAGAUGAUAGAAGAGAAGUACAAGAACAUCACUGUGAAAGACGAGAGUCCAGCGUUGAGGAAGAAGAUCAAUGAGCUACUACUGGAGAACCAGAAGUUAAAACAGGAGCUGAUGAAGUCUCAGACUAAAGUUGCCUGUCUGUGCAGUGAGAUGGACUCGCUGAAGACGGAGCUGACCGAUCAAAGCAUCAACUCUGAACGCGACGAGGAGCUCAUGACACACUUCUCUGAUGAGCGAGACAUCCUGGAGAGCCAGAUCGAGAUUCUGCAGACAGCCAACAGGAAGCUGCACGACAGCAACGAUGGUCUGAGGACUGCCUUGGAGAGGACCAACAGGUCUAGUAACGCUGGAUCACCAGGAGACAUAAGGGACAGAAGCAGAAGUAAAAGCAUCUGCUACACAUCACCUUAUGCACUAAUGGAUCGGUUCUCCCAGCCUAUGUACAGCCGCCGACCCAGCUGUGACAGUCUGGCCUUGGCCAUGUGUGACCCAGGCCUGAAGCGCAGAAACAGCAGUGAGUGCGAGGAGGACAGCCUACCUGAGGUCUACAUGGACAGCGGCCUGUCGACACUCAGAGGUUCCCACGGAGGCUACGAUUCAGAGCAGGACGCCAAAGGUCAAGAAGAAGAGGAAGAGGAAGAGAGGGAGAAGAAGAAAGGGGAGAAUGACAACAAGGAUAGCGUGACGGGAGAGAACUCUGAUACUGAGCCAGCAGAGACUCAGGACAGUGAGUCAUCAUUUUGGUCAGACAGCAGCUCAGUUUUGGACUGGAAGCCAUCUGAAUCCAUUAGUGUGACCAAAACCCCAGCCCCAACUACACGAAAAGCCCUGAGUGCCAUCAGUGUUCAGAAGGAGGACAAGGACAGCAAGGACCUGGGCUACAUGACAUCAGAUAAGGCCUACAGGAUUGUGUUGGCUGGAGAUGCUGCUGUGGGAAAGUCCAGUUUCCUGCUUCGCCUCUGCAAGAACGAAUUCAAAUUAAACUCCAGCGCUACACUGGGAGUGGAUUUCCAGAUGAAGACUCUAGUUGUGGAUGGAGAGCCUGUUUUACUACAACUAUGGGACACUGCAGGACAAGAGAGGUUUCGCAGCAUUGCAAAGUCGUAUUUCCGCCGUGCGGAUGGUGUGUUGCUGCUGUACGACGUCACCUGUGAGAAGACCUUUCUUAAUGUUCGAGAGUGGGUGGACACGAUCGAGCAGGAUGUGUCCCAGGAGGAUAUUCCCAUCAUGCUCGUGGGUAAUAAGUGUGAUCUUAGACAAGAUCGAGCAAACUGUGUUCCUACCAGCUAUGGAGAAAAACUGGCCAUGACAUACAACACUCUGUUCUGUGAAACUAGUGCCAAAGAUGGCUCCAACAUCCUGGAGGCUGUGCUGCAUCUGGCCAGGCAGGUAACCAAACAGGCUGCAUUUGAUGAGAAAAGUGAUCAGUCGCUGCCCAACUUAGACGCUCCAAGGAAGAAACCGAACUUCUCCUGCUGCUCCUGAUCAAAUUCCUCAGAGCUGGAUCUCAUCACAGGUGAUUAAAGGACUACAAAUGCAAAAAGACUUCCAAAACAGAAAUGAGACAUAAUCUCUGCAGCAGUAUAGCAACAGGAACAAAUCAUCGUCGUGAACAACCAAAACAAGUAAACAUGUGGAUUAAGUUAGCCAACGAUCAUGGGAUCCCAGCAGAAUACUCGCAACUUCUCACAUCACAACUUGUCGUUGAAGGUUAUUUAUACAUGAUAUAUUGAGCUGUAUUACAGGGUCGAACUGUGAGUUAAUCUAUGAAUGUUUAAGUCAGUGCAAACGUCUUGCCAUGUGAAAGUUAUGUUCAUUUUUUAUUAUGCUAUUACACAUAUUUGCGUAAAUUCCUUCAACAUAUGAUUUGCACAGUUUGCUGGCACUUGUGAAGAUACUCCAAGCAAAUCAUGAAAAGAGAAAGACUAUGUGUGAGCUGUGUGAGAAGGAUUUGAAAGUGAAGCCAGGUAUAUGAGCGUGUUCAUAAAGUGACAUAAGAAUGUGACACUGACAAAUACCAGCAUGUGAGGACAGAUUCUAGCAUGUUGUGAUGGUGAGAAAACAAGACCAAGAAGAAGAGAUUCUUAUCUGGUCAUGCUAUUAACUGUGGUUAAUAGCUCUGAUUAUGCCAGAGCUCUGUUAUCAUCAGUGCUGGUUUGAAAUGAUCUGCAGCCUGUUUAUGCCCUAAAAGAAAGCAGGCGUUUGUUGUUCACGCCACCCGGAAUGUCAAACUAUAUUGCAAGUAAACUGCAUCGAUGGCCGACAUAGAGACACUAAGAAUUUUGGGAAAACUUAAAGUAAGAGCCGUAUCUUUGUUCAUGUACAAUGCACCCGGGUGCAAUGUGUUAUUGUACGGUAAAAGACUUCCUGCUAACGUCUCAAUCCACCAUCUUUGUUAUAUUACCCGACAGUGUUACUUUUUUUUUCAUUUUACUUGUCUGUUAUACAAGUUAUAUGACUGGAGCUGAACAUAUAGCAGAUCAUUCCCAAUUUUCACAAAUGCUUUAGAUAACUUCUGUCAUUUUAUUGUCUGGUAUGAUUAAUUAACUCAAAUUAGGUAAGCAUAAAAGUGAUGUGGCAGGAAGCAGAGCCCUCAUUUGUAUAUCUCAAAUACAGUACAUGACUGUUAUUCCUUUUAAAUGUGUAAAUGCUAUCCUGGCAAAUUGCCAUUACCAAUGUAAUAAAAUGUAUUAUUGUUAUUUCUUAAUAAUAACGUGAAAUAAUCUAAAAUGAUCAAGCUGCUAAACAGCAGUGUAUAAAAGUGUCAUCAUGCUUCAAAUCAGAUGCUCAAACAGCAUCUGAAACUUCUCACCCCCAAACAUUUCUUUAGUUGGAAUUGGGUUCCUGCGUUUUUAAAACUUAAUUUAUUAAAUUUCCAGACAAAUUGUCAUUUCAAGCUUCAAUUCAGAUUGUGAAUAGAACAGAUACAAGAAAGGAAAAGAGGUAAAAGAAUGGCAGAGACAAACAGAAACAAAAGACGCCUACCAAUGAAACUAUUCAAAUGAGUUAAAUAAGCCGCCAACACUUUUUGUGGCUGACAAUCUGACAACCACACCGACUUCACACAGUGACUGGCGCAGAGGUGAGAAAGAAAACAGUGUUUUACCUUUUUUCAGUAUUCACAUAAUUACUUCUGGCACUCAUGCUGUACGUACAAGUGUUGUUUAGGAGAGACUGUAACAAAGUCGAUAUCUCGAUCUCAAUUUGUACAAGUUAUCACAAACAUCAGAUCUUUAUUUGGAGAUUCAAUCAGGACAUUUGAUACAAA
This is a messenger RNA of Anarrhichthys ocellatus (wolf-eel), 4258 nucleotides long. RefSeq names its product RAS and EF-hand domain containing (gene rasef). Lineage: Eukaryota; Metazoa; Chordata; Actinopteri; Perciformes; Anarhichadidae. The coding region runs from base 358 to 2475 and encodes 705 amino acids. Gene Ontology annotation, molecular function: GTPase activity; GTP binding; calcium ion binding. The transcript has 17 exons. The record is from RefSeq and is a predicted model, not a curated record.